Messenger RNA from Aedes albopictus (Asian tiger mosquito), 2632 nucleotides. It is a transcript of the gene hay, whose product is annotated as general transcription and DNA repair factor IIH helicase subunit XPB. Gene Ontology annotation, molecular function: DNA binding; hydrolase activity; 3'-5' DNA helicase activity. Gene Ontology annotation, cellular component: nucleotide-excision repair factor 3 complex; transcription preinitiation complex; transcription factor TFIIH holo complex. Lineage: Eukaryota; Metazoa; Arthropoda; Insecta; Diptera; Culicidae. Gene Ontology annotation, biological process: nucleotide-excision repair; transcription initiation at RNA polymerase II promoter. Bases 128 to 2575 code for a protein of 815 amino acids. The record is from RefSeq and is a predicted model, not a curated record. The transcript is spliced from 2 exons.
GUCCAUGCCAAACUUCGCGAAAGUCGUGUUUUUUCAAGUUCCUGUGUAAAAUAUUCGCAAAAAAUCGUGAAAUUUGCGCCGUAAAUUGUCCUAGAUUGAGUGGUUUCUCGUCGGUUACCGUUCCGCGAUGGGUCCGCCGAAGAGAUCGAAAAAGGACCGCGCUACGGCUGGUAGCAGUGGUGGCGGCGGCUCCACCACCGGUGGAUUCGUGGAGAACAAGUGGAACAAAAAGCGUAGACCCGAGGACGAAGCCUACUCGGUGUUUGCCAACGACGAUGACGACAGCAAUCUGGACGCCGCCGGCGGAGAGUUCGUUCCGGAGGCGGCUUCGAAAAAUGCCGAGAAAAUCGACGAAGGCAUCCAGGAGGACGAGUACGGCGCCAAGGAUUACCGCUCGCAGAUGGAACUGAAGCCGGACAACGCGUCGCGCCCCCUGUGGGUGGCACCGAAUGGACACAUCUUUCUGGAGUCGUUUUCUCCGGUGUACAAACACGCGCACGAUUUUUUGAUUGCAAUUUCGGAACCGGUUUGUCGGCCGGAACACAUUCACGAGUACAAGCUGACGGCGUACAGUUUGUAUGCUGCGGUGUCCGUCGGUCUACAAACCCACGACAUCAUCGAAUACCUGAAGCGACUGAGUAAAACGACCGUCCCGGAGGGAAUUCAGGAAUUCAUUCGGCUGUGUACGCUCUCGUACGGAAAGGUAAAGCUGGUGCUGAAACAUAACAAGUACUUUGUGGAAAGCCCCCAUCCGGAAGUGCUGCAGAAGCUUCUGAAGGAUCCGGUGAUUCAGUCUUGUCGGUUGAGACGCACCAACGAGGAGGGCGAUGGGUUUAUCACGCAAACGAUGGAGAAGAAGGCAAUUACGGCGUUUGGCACGACUAAGAUUGGACCGACCACGACGACGGUACCGGCGGUGACUGAGAGCGAAAAGCCGGCGGAAACGGAAACGGCUGUAGCCGUUCCGGACGAUAUUACGAAUUUCUACGAUAAGAUGGAUAACGAGGAGGAGGAAGAGGAAGCGAAUUUAAACACGGUUUCGUUCGAAGUUAAUCAGGAGAAGAUCGAAGUGCUCCAGAAGCGCUGCAUUGAGAUUGAGUUCCCUUUGUUGGCGGAGUACGAUUUCCGGAAUGAUACCAUCAACGCGGACAUCAAUAUUGAUUUGAAACCGGCGGCCGUGUUGCGUCCAUAUCAGGAGAAAAGUUUGAGGAAGAUGUUCGGAAAUGGCAGAGCUCGUUCGGGGGUCAUUGUCCUGCCUUGCGGUGCUGGAAAAUCUCUGGUCGGAGUAACGGCUUGCUGUACCGUUCGGAAGCGAGCGUUGGUACUGUGCAACAGUGGUGUCUCCGUCGAACAGUGGAAGCAGCAGUUCAAGAUGUGGUCUACGGCUGAUGACAGUAUGAUCUGUCGGUUCACCUCGGAAGCUAAGGAUAAGCCGAUGGGCUGCGGAAUUCUGGUCACGACGUACUCUAUGAUCACUCAUACUCAGAAGCGCUCUUGGGAAGCAGAGCAGACCAUGCGUUGGCUGCAGGAACAGGAAUGGGGCAUCAUGGUUCUGGACGAAGUACAUACCAUUCCUGCGAAAAUGUUCCGAAGAGUGUUGACCAUCGUUCAGUCGCACUGCAAGCUUGGCUUGACGGCGACAUUGCUUCGAGAGGAUGACAAAAUUGCCGAUCUGAACUUCCUUAUCGGACCCAAGCUGUACGAGGCCAACUGGCUGGAACUUCAGAAACGAGGCUACAUUGCCAGGGUGCAGUGCGCCGAAGUGUGGUGCCCCAUGGCUCCGGAAUUCUAUCGGGAGUAUCUUGUCACUAAGACUUCCAAAAAGAUGCUCCUGUACGUCAUGAAUCCGGCCAAGUUCCGUGCCUGUCAGUAUCUGAUCCGUUACCACGAGAAGCGUGGCGAUAAAACCAUCGUUUUCAGCGAUAACGUUUUCGCCCUCAAACACUACGCCAUCAAAAUGAACAAACCCUACAUCUACGGUCCGACCUCGCAAAGUGAGCGAAUCCAAAUCCUGCAGAACUUCAAGUUCAACCCGAAGGUGAACACCAUCUUUGUCAGUAAGGUCGCCGAUACCAGUUUCGAUUUGCCGGAAGCGAACGUCCUCAUUCAGAUUUCCUCGCACGGUGGUUCCCGGCGUCAGGAAGCCCAACGUCUCGGACGUAUCCUCCGUGCCAAGAAGGGUGCCAUCGCUGAGGAGUACAACGCCUUCUUCUAUACGCUGGUCUCGCAGGACACCCUCGAAAUGGGUUACUCCCGGAAGCGUCAGCGGUUCCUGGUGAACCAGGGUUACAGCUACAAGGUCAUCACCCACCUGGCCGGGAUGGACAACGAUCCGGAUUUGUUCUACAAGACGCGGGAUGAACAGGGUCAGCUGCUGCAGCAGGUUCUCAGCGCAACAGAUAUGGACUGCGAGGACGAACGGAUUCCUGGAGAGGGAACGGGAGCACCGCGACCCGGAGGCUCCAAGCGUACCGGUGGGCUUAGCUCGAUGUCCGGUGCGGACGAUGCGGUGUAUAUGGAGUUCAGGAAGAAGAAGGAACAUCUACAUCCGCUGUUCAAGAAGUUCAGAGGAUAAGAGGGAUUACAUUUACUUGUGAUUAUUUUGUUUGAAAUAAAGGAUAAGCGGCUUAUA